AUGGCUGCUUUACCAUUUCUGCUGAAUUUAGACUCUCAUCCUUUCUACAAUCCUGACAUGUUUCCAAACAGUGUUUAUCGCAGGCAUCAUGCUCGCCAGCAUCACCCAUUGGAUAUGCACACAAUGGGUUUAAUAUCCCGUUUGGCUCCACAUUUUCGCCAUUUGGAUAUUUCCAAAGGAAAGGAGGAUCUAUCACCUGUUGUGGGUGGUCUCAAUCAUAAGGAUGACGAAUUUUCUGUAUAUCUGGAUGUAGGACUCUUUCGUCCGGAUGAGUUAAAUGUCAAAGUUGUCAAUAAUCAUUUAAUUAUUGAAGCCAAGCAUGAAGAGCGCGAAUCUGAUGACUCCGGUUAUAUCUCACGUCACUUUGUGCGACGCUAUGAGCUUCCCAAGAAUUGUGACCAAGAUGCUAUUAUAUCGAAAUUAACUACGGAUGGAGUAUUAAGUGUAACAUUGCCCAAGACAAAGGAUGGUGUCAAGGAACGAGUUAUACCCAUACAGCAGACUGGGCCACAUGACCUAUUUUUGAAAAAUAAAUCAAAUUCCGAGGAAAAGGUUAAACCAGAGCAAUAAAUGGCUCAAGCGUAACAUAUUACCAAAGAUAUUGAACAUUUUAUGAUAUAUAUCAACUCACUAAAAU
Molecule: messenger RNA, 637 nt
Organism: Musca vetustissima
Lineage: Eukaryota; Metazoa; Arthropoda; Insecta; Diptera; Muscidae
Gene: Hsp67Bc
Product: heat shock protein 67B3
Exons: 1
Coding region: 1-570 (189 amino acids)
Biological process (GO): response to heat; protein refolding
Molecular function (GO): protein folding chaperone
Source: RefSeq, a predicted model, not a curated record